Molecule: messenger RNA, 2481 nt
Organism: Paralichthys olivaceus (Japanese flounder)
Lineage: Eukaryota; Metazoa; Chordata; Actinopteri; Pleuronectiformes; Paralichthyidae
Source: RefSeq, a predicted model, not a curated record
UCUGUGAUCAUCAUUUAAACGCCAUAAGCUCGGAGGUGAGCUGUGGUGAAACGGCUGCCUCGUUCAGGACAGAGACAUAUUCCUCCUCCAAAGCCUGCGCUUUAUUUCCAGCGGACGUGUUUAAACUAGUCCCAGUGAUCCCGUUAGGAUCCUGUUCAGCUGCGCCACUGAGACGUGUCGCUGUAAAGGACCGGGUCGCAUGUGUAUUUACAUCUUACUGCUGAUCUACCUCAGUGGCUCUGAGCUCCUGUGUUCACCAUCAGCACAGAGACAUGCACGGGAAAUACACAGAGCAUGGAUUCCCUCAACAGACUGGAAAUCUACAUCCCAAGGGAGACUGAGGUAAACACCAUCCAUCUGUGUAGUUUACCAGCCUCAUUGCUCAAAAGAAUGGGCCUCCCCCUGCAUGACUCCAAAGACUCCAAGAAACUGGCAAUAUGGAUUAGUCCAGCAGUCUUACGGAGGAAGGGGCAGAAACUGGCAUCCAACGCAGUGAAGGAUUCACUAGAAAACACGUCCUCACUGCUGGGCAGAAGGUUCCGGCCUCCUGUGGGUCCUUUGAGAAUGCAAAUUGUCUCUGACAACCGUUCCAUUUGCAACAUGCUGAAGGAAAUGACCUGGGGGAAAACACUUUCCACAUGCAAGUCUCACACCUCCUUGUGUCCCCGGGGCUCACCACCACAGACCGGCUUCACUGCUAUUGUCAUCUACCAUGGAUGCAUUUACCUGUGCAUCAGUAAGCACAAUCCAAGCCAGAGUCGACAAGACACAUGUGACCCGCGGCCGGCUCCCUCUACUCACUCAUCGUCAUCUGAAAGCCAGAAGAAGGAGCUGCUUAAUGACAACAGGCCCAGGAAGAUGCGCACUACACGUGAACAAACACUCAGUGAAAAUAAGAAUGUGUCCCCAUCCAAGGCUGCUCACUCUGUCCGACAGUCCACCGACUGUGUGCAGCAAGUGGAUGGCCACAGUCACAAGGAUGCUGCAGGACAGCAGGCAGCAGAGGAAGCAGCAGCAGUCCCAGAGCAAGCCUGGUUUCAUCCUGAGGGGGACCACGAGGUGGGGGCCAAUCAGGACAGUGGUGACCGUGAGAUGCAGGACCUGGCCAGUGAUGAAGCAGAGCCCACGGGUCAAAAAGGUGAAAGGGUCGGUGAUGUGCACAUGGACUGUAGUGGAGUGACAAACAACAGCAACCAAAGCUGCACAGGGAGAGAGUCGCUGGUGAGGGAGUGUGACUUUGAUGAGCUGGAACGGGAGGAGAGGAUCGCUCAAAUGAAGGCCAGACUCCGACAGAAUGAAGCUGCAGUCAACGAUCUGAAUUCACAGUAACUGCUCACUCAUACUUGGCAGUAAUGAUAUGUCAGUUUCACAAACAAAUCGCGUUUAAGUGCAGCCCCAAGAAUUAUUUCUAGAAGAGACCGGAAUGGGAAUUUUACCUCAACUUUGAUUGGGACUCAAAUAAAUUGUUUUGUAAGAAUCAGUUGGUUUUUAAGCAUACCAUGAACAUGUAUGGUUUAUACUGACGAUGUGACUUGUAUCCAAUAUAAAUGUGAAACCCAAAAUAUAAUCAGAAACCAGUGUGCAUGUAAAUAACCUGAUAGCUAACAGCUAACGAUCAUCACAUUCCCAUGACAUUUGCUCUAGAGUAAGAUUUGUGUUUUUCCUGAAACCCGAUUUGUUUUCUAGCACUGGCAUCAGGCCAAACUUGCAUAUUUACAUACUGCUAUUGAGGUUCUAAGGAUCUCAUCUCCUCUUGAAUCACAUCUCACUUUGUUUUUAUUAAAGGUUCAGUGUGUAGGAUUAACUGACAUCUAGUGGUGAAGUUGCAUGUUGCAGCUGAACACCCCUCACCUCACCCUCUCCUUCCAAACAUGAAAAAGAAACUGUGGUAGCUUCAGUUGUCAUAAAAACUCAAAAGGUGUUUAGUUUGUCCAGUCUGGACUAAUGUAAAAAAACAUGGCGGCCUCCGUAGAGAGGGUCUCAUCCUGUAAAUAUAAAGUAUUUAAGAUAUAAAUAGUACAAAUUUGUAUAAUUUAGAUGAAACACACUAGUGAAAACAUCUCCGGGUUUAUUUUAUAUUCAGUUUCUGCCAAAAUAUCCAUUUCACGUAAAUCUUACACACUGGACCUUAAGUGUAAGUGCAUGACCCACCUUCAGGGGUCACAAGUGGGACUUUUUGUCUUGUAGUUAACAGAUGCCCAGUGGCCUUGAAAAGAAUCAAACAUAGCAUUGGAAUUAUAAUGACACACUACAUAUAUCUGUUUGUCUAUUGUCAUGUCAGUGCUCAUACAAGGUUUACUGUUGUGAUGUAAUUUAGUUCAUGCCCAGGCUACAGAGAGAGCCUGCUCAGAGAAAUAUCAGUCUGCUCAGAUUGAUCUUUUAAACACUUAGAAAAAUCCUUAUUUUGGGAUCAUUACUAGAGUCUGAUGGGUUUUUUUUUGAAAAACUUGAAAUAAACUCAUCGCUCUCACAGAGAAGUGA